AUGCCAACCUACCCUAUCCGCCGCCGGCCGCGCGAGUGCAAAACCUGUCUACCUUGCCGAGCAAGCAAAGUCCGCUGUGAUCGCAAUCUCCCUUGCAGUAAUUGCACGAAACGAAACUUCACCUGCUCCUACGGUCGUCCAGCAUCUGCGAAAGUCCCCCCUCCUACUAUCGUGUCUACCACCUCCACACCAUCACAACAACCUACCUUUGCCUCUCCGAUCCCUCCAUAUGCCAACUCAGCUCCCACAGCCGAUGGCUCAUAUGCAACCGAUCAUCCGUCGACCGCCAGCGGAGAUCCGGAUUUACCGGACAUAAUUGAUAUCUCCCAGGCGGAGUGGGAUGAAAUAAACACGAAGAUGGUCGCAAUGGAACAGAUCAUCGGUAGCCUGCGCUCGCUCUUCCAGGCACACUCGACUCAUAAGCCGUCAGAACUCGAGCCAGAGCCAGAACCAAUUGAACGAAAAAAUUCCACCCGGUCGGAAGGUGUCUACGGGUCGAAUGUGUUGAAGACUGGUGCGGUCCAUAUCGGGUCGCGGUCGGCCCUGGUUGAUAUUUUGGAUAAAUCGAAGAGGUCGGAAGACACAGCGCAGGCGCUGCCCCAGGAUGAUCUUCUUGCUGAACUUGCUUUGGGGAAUGAGUCGGCUGCAUAUCCAUUUGUGGAUUUGUGGUCCUCCGAUCCGUUCACAUUUAAUAUUGCCGGUGUUUGUGCGAUUCUUCCGGAAGACGCACGGUGCUUGGAGUUCCUGACGUUUUACCAGGAUAUAGGAUCGGUUUUAUACCCAGUUCUUUCGGAUAUCGCACAAUUAAAACGACAUACCGAACGACUUCUCGAGAAUCGACGACGAGCAGGGGGUGUUUAUAAAGCCGAUGCCAACGGAUUAGUGAAACCAUUUGGCAUGCCGUUGGCUUUUCUCAGUCUCCUUUUCGCGGUUAUUGCAUCGGGAUGUCAGCUAUCCGGCAUCCCGGAAAGCGACCGUGAAUUGACCUCAUGGGUAUAUGUUUCCUGUGCAUAUCAAUGUCUUCGGAUGUUGAAUUAUGUGUCGCAACCCACUGUAGAAGUAAUUCAGAUUCUUCUCAUUAUUAGCAAUGUACUUUCAUAUAAUAUGAACGCAGGUGCAUCAUACACUUUGCUUGGUAUGACGGAGCGAAUGUGUCUUGUUCUUGGUCUCCAUGUCGAAUCGACCGGGUUCUCAAUUGCAGAGCAGGAAGUGCGAAGGCGUGUCUGGUGGACAAUGGCCUUCCAGAACAGCCAUUUCUCGCUUGCCUAUGAUCGACCGUCGAUCACCAUGGUCAGCCAACCUGAAAUUCCAUUCGAUCCCAAAUCAAUGCCGGGCCAUCGCUCAUAUUUCGAGACUCUUUGUCGCAUUGUAUCCUUGGCAUUGGAAGUCCUGCGGUCGCGCAUGUAUCCCGGAUCGUCUCAGUUACGUAUCCAUGAGAUCCGCGAGUAUAAACAACAGAUCCAGCGAAUGCUCGCUGAAGCGACUCCUCAUCUGCGACAUCGAGACAACUGUCGAUCGCUAGCGGAGCAUAUUGAGCGAACCGAGUUGCGCCUACACUCCUCAUAUCUUCUCUCUGUCUUGUGUCGUGUCUCGCUCGACCCACAUGCACAUUUAGACGCCCCACGUCGCGCAAUGAUCCGCGAAGACUGUAUCAGCAGUUUGAUCAACACGAUCGACGCAUUUGUUGAAUUGCAUGAGAUCAAUUCUCACUGCUCACGGUCGUGGAUCAGUCUGCAGCGAAGUAUUGCAUCGGCAUUUUUGCUGGUCGCAAAUGACGACAGCGCCCAGACCUGGCAGCUGAUCGACAGGCUGGAGAACGUUCUGGCGGACCAUGUCUAUGCAGACAGUGACACGGACAAUAACAACCGCACCGACUCAGCCAAGCAUCUUUCUUCGUCUCUUCGUGCUCUGCGUGAGAUCCGCGGGGCCUUUAGCGCUCGCACGGAUAGUUCGAUAGGGCAACCAUCUAGCACAACAUAUUCGCCGAUUGUGUUGUCUUCCCCUCCCUCUCUUGACCCCAGCUCUACCAUGCCACCAUCAGCAAAUAUUAGUACAGGUCCACAGCCGAUGGAAGGGUUGAGCAUGCGGAAUAUCCUUGAUCGUGUUUCUGAUGUGAUGUUAUUCCCCAGCAUGAGCGGGGAUAGCCCAGUAGUGUAA
Molecule: messenger RNA, 2157 nt
Organism: Penicillium griseofulvum
Lineage: Eukaryota; Fungi; Ascomycota; Eurotiomycetes; Eurotiales; Aspergillaceae
Product: Transcription factor
Exons: 5
Coding region: 1-2157 (718 amino acids)
Biological process (GO): regulation of DNA-templated transcription; DNA-templated transcription
Molecular function (GO): zinc ion binding; carboxy-lyase activity; DNA binding
Source: RefSeq, a predicted model, not a curated record